AUGGAAAACGUAUCCAGUCACAUGCAUCACGUUUUCAUUCUGUAUGGCAUACAGGAGCUGGGCAGAAACAAGCCAUUGUAUUUCUUCUUGACAUUCAUUUUGUACGUGGCGAUUAUCACUCUUAAUUUAAGUUUAAUUGCAACUAUUGUAGUGGAGAAGAGCCUUCAUGAGCCCAUGUAUAUUUGCCUGUGCAACCUUUGCGCAACUAGUCUUUAUGGCACCGUUGGCUUCUACCCUAAAUUUUUGAUCGACUUGUUGUCCAACAACAAAGCAGUGAUUUCCUAUGCAAUGUGUGUUACCCAAACGUACAUCAUAUACACCUCAGCUAUGUGUGAGAUUGCAAUUCUGACCGUGAUGGCUUAUGACAGAUAUGUGGCGAUAUGCAAGCCGCUUAAAUAUCACAGCAUCCUAACGCCCAGACGUCUUCUGAAUCUACUGCUGCUGGCUUGGAUAUACCCGCUCUCUAUGGCUGUCAUAUCCCUACUGCUGACACUAAGAUUACCCAUAUGUGAAUCACGCAUUGACAAGCUGUUCUGUGACAAUCCAUCGAUAUUAAAGCAGGGCUGCAACUCUAACUCUGCGCACGUAAAUCGCCUCUGGAGUAUAAUCAUGAUCGUUGGACAGGUCGCGCAGGCCGUUUUAAUUUUUGCCUCCUGCACUCAGAUCGUGCACAUCUGCGUCGGUUCGAGUGAGGGCCGAACGAAGUUUAUUCAAACCUGCCUACCGCACGUAUUGGCUAUCUGCAUCUCCACACUCGCUGUGUUAUUCGACCUGCUCUACAGCUGGGACGGCGCGGCCAGUCUGCCGCUGCACGUGCGUAACGCGCUGGGUUUGCAGUUUUUGAUUUUGCCUCCGUUCUGCAACCCUCUCAUAUACGGCAUGCAGCUCCCCAACAUUCGACGGACAUUUAUUCGAAGUCUCCGCUGCUCCGGAAGAAGAGUAGGCUGCAAGAGAACUCACUGA
This is a messenger RNA of Engraulis encrasicolus (European anchovy), 963 nucleotides long. Its product is annotated as putative gustatory receptor clone PTE03. Gene Ontology annotation, biological process: detection of chemical stimulus involved in sensory perception of smell; G protein-coupled receptor signaling pathway. NCBI's taxonomy places the organism in Eukaryota, Metazoa, Chordata, Actinopteri, Clupeiformes, Engraulidae. The record is from RefSeq and is a predicted model, not a curated record. Bases 1 to 963 code for a protein of 320 amino acids. The transcript has a single exon. Gene Ontology annotation, molecular function: olfactory receptor activity; G protein-coupled receptor activity; odorant binding. Gene Ontology annotation, cellular component: membrane.